UUGAUGGAGUAGGUGUUUUGGGCAUGCGCACAUCGAUCGCUUGUCAGGCUGCGCUUUUCACGCCUCCAACAUGGCGGCUCGCACUGUGUCUGCAGUUUCCAGGAUCCUGCUGUCUCCUCUCCCUGGAAAGGCUGGUAUCAGGCAGCAGGUUUUGCCUGCAGCAUGGACUCAGCACCGGGACUAUUCAUCGCAGCACAUGAUACCUCCACCUGCAAAGUAUGGCGGAAGACACACCGUGACCAUGAUCCCUGGAGAUGGCAUCGGCCCAGAACUUGCCCUGCAUGUUAAGGAGGUUUUCAGACAUGCCUGUGUGCCAGUGGAUUUUGAGGUGGUGAAUGUGAACUCCACUGCUACGGAUGAAGAAGACAUCCAGAACGCCAUCACCGCCAUCCGAAGAAACAGGGUGGCACUUAAAGGUAACAUUGAGACAAACCAUAACAUGCCGCCAUCUCACCUGUCUCGGAAUAACAUGCUGCGAACCAGCUUGGAUCUCUACGCAAAUGUUAUCCACUGUCAGAGCUUGCCUGGUGUGCAGACCCGUCACAAGGACAUUGACAUCUUGAUAGUGCGGGAGAAUACGGAGGGGGAGUACAGCAGCCUGGAGCAUGAGAGUGUGUCUGGGGUGGUGGAGAGUCUGAAGAUCAUCACCCGGACCAACUCGCUGCGUAUUGCAGAUUACGCCUUCAAACUGGCCAGAGAGAAAGGCAGGAAGAAGAUCACGGCCGUGCACAAGGCCAACAUCAUGAAACUGGGGGAUGGUUUGUUCCUUCAGUGCUGCAGGGAGGUCGCCUCUGGUUACCCUGAUAUCACUUUUGAGAGUAUGAUCGUCGACAAUACCACAAUGCAGCUUGUAUCCAAUCCUCAGCAGUUUGAUGUUAUGGUGAUGCCCAAUCUGUACGGCAACAUAGUCAAUAAUGUCUGCGCUGGGCUUGUCGGGGGCCCCGGCCUCGUACCUGGUGCGAAUUAUGGUGACGUUUAUGCUGUAUUUGAAACGGCAACCAGGAACACCGGGAAAAGCAUAGCCAACAAGAACAUCGCGAACCCCACUGCGAUGCUGCUGGCCAGCUGUAUGAUGCUGGACCAUCUAAAGUUGCACAGUUACGGCGCCUCCAUUCGGAAAGCUAUUCUGGGCAGUAUGAAUGAACAUCGGAUGCACACUCCAGAUAUAGGGGGUCAGGGUACCACCUCAGAAGUGGUACAGUCCAUCUGCAGGCAGAUCAUUGUGAAGAAUGGCCGUGCAGUCACUAUUUAAGAGGAUACUGUCCUUACAUGAAGAUCUCUCUGCCUGUAUUGGUAACUAACCCUGUGCGUUCCAUGCUCUGGCUCCCUCCACCACCCUUGUCAGUGACUGCUGCUAUUUCCAGCAUAUAGCUGCUGCCUACAGUGCGUAGGUGUGAGCACUCCUAUAUUAAUCCCUGCACUUAUUAUAGAAUCUGGAGUUCUCUGUAAUGGAUGGGCUGUACACCAUCAUGCUAUGCUUUCACAUGGAGGAGCCGCAAUCCGUACAUGUUCUUGGGUCAGGUCACGUAUGUGUAACAUAAGCUCUGAUGCAUCUGUACAUUUGAUUGUGUUGUCACCUUAAAAUAAAGAGAUUAAUAAACCUGA
Hyla sarda is the source of this 1605-nucleotide messenger RNA. It is a transcript of the gene IDH3G, whose product is annotated as isocitrate dehydrogenase (NAD(+)) 3 non-catalytic subunit gamma. Lineage: Eukaryota; Metazoa; Chordata; Amphibia; Anura; Hylidae. The record is from RefSeq and is a predicted model, not a curated record. Gene Ontology annotation, biological process: tricarboxylic acid cycle; isocitrate metabolic process. The transcript is spliced from 14 exons. Gene Ontology annotation, cellular component: mitochondrion. The coding region runs from base 71 to 1252 and encodes 393 amino acids. Gene Ontology annotation, molecular function: NAD binding; magnesium ion binding; oxidoreductase activity, acting on the CH-OH group of donors, NAD or NADP as acceptor.